AUACCCCCAUACACACCGUCUCUGCAGACCAUUCAGUGGAACACUGCGACACACAGCUCACCAGUUUGGGUACUACUGAAAAAAGGACAAAAUGGCUCAGACAAACCCUAUGCCCAUGGGACCAUGGAAGAUCACUGUGUACGAUCAGGAGUACUUCCAGGGCAGGCGUAUGGAGUUCACCGCCAGCUGCCAGAACAUCAUGGAGUGUGGGAUGGAGAACAUCCGCUCCCUGAAGGUCGAGUGUGGCGCCUGGGUGGGCUAUGAGCACUCCAGCUUCUGCGGCCAGCAGUUUGUUCUGGAGAAGGGAGACUACCCUCGCUUUGAGGCCUACAGUGGCAGCAACUCCUACCGCAUCGAGAGGAUGAUCUCCUUCAGGCCCAUCUGCUGUGCUAACCACAAGGAGUCCCGCAUGACCAUCUUCGAGAUGGAGAACAUGACGGGUCGUCAGUUCGAGCUGUGUGAUGACUACCCCUCUCUGCAGGCCAUGGGCUGGAUGAACAACGAGGUUGGAUCCAUGCACAUUCAGAGUGGAGCCUUUGUGUGCUACCAGUACCCUGGCUACCGUGGCUACCAGUACAUCAUGGAGUGUGACUGUCGCGGAGGAGAGUACAAGUGUUAUCGUGAGUUUGGCUCCCACGCCCAGACUCCCCAGAUUCAGUCAAUCAGGAGGAUCCAGCACUAAGAGGGGAGAGAUUCCUUCAAACUUCCUUAUCUCCUCCUCCUCCUCCUCCUCCCCUCCUCCUCCUCAUCCUCUCCCUCCUCCUGCACUUCCAUCCCUCCUUCUCUUCCUCCUCUCCCCCAACAUCCAUCUCCCCGGCUCCAUUGGUCCGGCUAGUCUAAGCAGGAUCCUGGGCUGGAGUUCAGGUGCUUACUGGUGUCAGUUGUUUAUAGCACUUUUUUUUAAAAAGAAACAUCACAAAAGAAAGGAAAGAUGUAAGAAAGACAGAAAAACAGGAAUGACAGAAUUGAGAGAAAAAGUUGAAUCAGUGUGAAAGAGAGGCCUCAUCUGAGGUUGGCUGCAGAACGGUGAAAACACCUCAAAGUUUUUGCUCUUUUUCAUCUCCACCAUUGAUGGCAUCAUCAUCAUCAUCGUCAUUGUCUUCUACAUCAACACGAUCACCAGUCUUGCUGUUACUGUGUUAUCCAUGACUGCUUAUGUUCAAGACGAUGAAUAAAGAGAAUGAGCAACGAAACAGAGAGAUUCACAA
Messenger RNA from Siniperca chuatsi (mandarin fish), 1208 nucleotides. RefSeq names its product crystallin, beta A1b (gene cryba1b). The transcript is spliced from 6 exons. The record is from RefSeq and is a predicted model, not a curated record. NCBI's taxonomy places the organism in Eukaryota, Metazoa, Chordata, Actinopteri, Centrarchiformes, Sinipercidae. Gene Ontology annotation, biological process: lens development in camera-type eye; visual perception. Gene Ontology annotation, molecular function: structural constituent of eye lens. Bases 92 to 682 code for a protein of 196 amino acids.